Messenger RNA from Trichophyton rubrum CBS 118892, 444 nucleotides. RefSeq lists its product as uncharacterized. The coding region runs from base 1 to 444 and encodes 147 amino acids. The transcript has a single exon. NCBI's taxonomy places the organism in Eukaryota, Fungi, Ascomycota, Eurotiomycetes, Onygenales, Arthrodermataceae. The record is from RefSeq and is a predicted model, not a curated record.
AUGAGCUGCUUCCUCCCUUUUGAACCCAUCUUAACCAGGCCUCUAUCCAUCUCAAAUCAGCCGGGCUUUCUUCUUUCCUUGCCAUUUUUCCCCUUUCAAGCCUAUUCACAGACUUUGACUUAUUCCACCAUGGUCCAAAUCAGCCAAAUUGGUGCCGUCCUGGUAGUGUGUUCUACCUUGACGGUAGCUGCACCCACGAAAGGAAAGGCACGAUUCAACGUUCCUCAGGUCGCGAUUCCCAUGAAGGCGGUACACCAUCCAGCGGUCGCUUAUGCUCGUGCCCUGCACAAGUUCGGCAUGAAGGUCCCCAAAGCUGUCAGUGAUGCCGCCAGGGGAUCUGUUCCUACCACCCCAACCAAAGAUGACGAACAAUACGUCACCCAGGUCACAGUUGGACAGGGUAAAUUGAACCUUGAUCUCGACACUGGUUCUGGUGAUCUGUAA